GUUCCAGGACAGCCUCCAAAGCCACAGAGAAACCCUGCCUCGAAAAACAAACAAACCGGUAAUAUGGUAUGAAAACGCGACGGGUAAAGCAAGCCUGUCCUGCCAGCUCGGGAAAGGCUAAGUCAGGGCUACUUAAUGUGAGGGCCAGCACAGGUUACACAGGGAGUUCCACCUGGAACUCAAAAAUUGGCCCAACGCAGGCGCUCCCGAGUAGGGACGCCAAAAGCGUUCGGCCAGCUGGGCCAGAGGCGCAGAGGGCGGAAGGAACGCGCGCGCCGCCAGCCGUUUCGUUAUGUAACCGGCCACAGUCGGGAGAGCCGGCGCUGCACGUCCGGCCGGCUCUCCGGAAAUCACGCCCCCUUCCCUUUUACGGGAAGUCCUCGCUUGCGUCAGAGCGGCCCCAAGGCGGCGGCCGGUUACAGCCUGCCCCACUCCCGACUUCCGCCUGCCUCGAGUCCGGAGUCGCGGCCUUCCCAGCGCUCGUCCCCCCCAGCCUGCGGCGUCCGACCAUGUUUGGCCUGCGGAGAAACGCGGUGAUCGGCCUGAACCUGUACUGCGGCGGCGCCAGCCUGGGCGCGGGCGGCGGCUCUCCGGCCGGGGCGCGCCUCACGGCCGAGGAGGCCAAGGCGCGGCGCGAGGGGGGAGGGGAGGCCGGCCUGCUGCCCGGCGCGCGGGUGGUCGUGCGGCCGCCUCCCGUGGGCGCGGAGGACCCCGACGUCACCGCGUCGGCAGAGAGGCGGCUGCUCCGGUCGCCCGGCCUCCUCGCCGUGCCGCCCGAGGAGAUGGCCGCGCCGGCCGCCGCCAUCAUAUCUCCCGAGGACGAGCUGGACGGCUACGAGCCGGAGGCGCUCGGCAAGCGGCCGGCCGCGCUGCCCCUGCUGGAGCGCGUGAGCGAGGCGGCGAAGAGCACGGGCGCCGACGGCUCGCUGCCCUCCACGCCGCCGCCGGCCGAGGAGGAGGACGACGAGCUGUACCGCCAGUCGCUCGAGAUCAUCUCGCGCUACCUGCGCGAGCAGGCGGCCGGCGUCAAGGACGCGAAGCCGCUGGGCGAGGCGGGCCCGGCGGGCCGGAGGGCGCUGGAGACCCUGCGGCGCGUGGGCGACGGGGUGCAGCGCAACCACGAGACGGCCUUCCAGGGAUGGGUUUGUGGAGUUCUUCCACGUACAGGACCUAGAAGGCGGCAUCAGAAAUGUGCUGCUGGCUUUUGCGGGUGUGGCUGGAGUAGGGGCUGGCCUGGCAUAUCUAAUAAGAUAGCCUUAUGAGUGCAGUAGGGGACUCUUAACUCCAGCCACCAAACCACCUGCUUCUGUGAAAACAAAUGUAUUUAUGAAGUUGGACUUGAAGCUGCCCGGGCUUUAACAAUCCAGGAGUUCUACUCUAGCAACAUAGCCAGAAAGCAAGCAAGUGGCUACAGGAUUGUGGCUAACAAGAAUAAAUACAUGGGGAAGUGCUCCCUCUUGAAGAGUUACUAUCUGAAAGAAGCCAAGUUUUCACUCAGCAAACUUUGGGAGGCCAUGGAGGAGGACUUGUAGAUUGAAUGAAUGGAAGUGGGUAGGUGAACAGACUUGAUUUCGUUGUCUAGAAGAGUGGCCAGUCCUCAGGCUAGUCAUAGAACUCACUAAAUGUGCAGUCCGUCACUCCACUCCUGUAGUGUUGAAAGAGAAGCACUAACAAUGGCGGUGAUCUGUGUAAGUUGGAUUUAAGCUGCAAGUAACCAGACCAUGACUAGGAAGCCGCAGUACUGUACAAGAAUGUGAAAGGCUCUCUGAGCUUUCCCAGGAGUACUUCUUGACGAAGUCCAAGUGCUCAGGACGUAGUCCUGUCUACUUGGGCUUGGUUUUGAUGAUAAUCUUAAGUUUAUUAGCCUAGUAAUGGCCAAAAGUACUUGACUUAAGGUUCACUAAUUAGUUACAAAACUGAAAAGCCUCAAUUUUUAAGGAAAACAGCAUAUAAAUUGUAUUUGUCUGUAAAAAUUGUAUAUAUUUUUACAGAAAGUCUAUUUCUUUGAAUAGAAAAGGAGGGAUGACUCAGAUUUAAUUUUUCCAUACCCUUUUGAAACUUGCAACUUCUCUAGUUAGAAAUCUAUUUCUUACAGCUUUUUAAAACGUUGUCAUGAUCAGCUCUAGAGUAUAUACAGAACCAGUUGUGUGUGUGGACUGGUUAUAGUGGAACAAAUGGGAUUCAUAACUAUGCAGGCUUAAUUUUCCAGUCUGAUUUUGUAUGUAAGGAUCACAGGUAGAUGUGAGGCAUAUGGCCCCCUGUUGACUUUAAAUUGUAAAGUGGUUUGGUAUCACAGGCUAGACUCAUAACCAUGGUGCUAUUCACAAGGUUUACUUGUUUGACACAAGUUUAAGCCUGGUGGUGUCAAUAAAACAAAUAUGUAUUUCUUUUCUACUAAUGAUUGCCAAGCUUUGUUUUGAAUUUCUGUAUUAGUCUCUAAAUGUCCCACCUGUUGUAUUAACCUUUACUUCCUCUCCUUUCUUUACAUACUGGCUUGUUAAGAUCUUCUGGUCCCUCUACAAAUAUAAUCGAAGUCUACAUUUCCUCCCUGGAACCCUCACCCUCCAACUAAGAACCUAAGUGAUCUCCCUCCCAUCCUAUCAGAGUCAGCAGAACUUUGUCUCCUUAGAGGGCAGUGAAGUGACACUUCCUCUUUGAGCCCUAUGACCAACAGUAACGGGUAUGGGGGUGAAACUCCCUUUUCCACUGUUUAUCCUAUUGAUCAAAAGUCCCCUUGGGAAUUUGAGAAGUUGGAGUGAGCUGCAUCAUACAUAAGUUUCUAUACAGUUUGCUCCUAGUAUGGAUAUGCUCACUUAAAUUUUUAAAAAGGUGUGUUUUGUUGAGCCUCAGUUCUAUAAUAGCCACUGGUAAACUGAGGAGUUUGUUUGAGCUACGGUCAUUUUGAAAGCUUGCCUCAGAAUGUGACCUUUCGUCAGGACUACAGAUAAAAAUAGUCCUGAAUCAGAUGACUAAGAAUGUAAGGGGGAAGACAUGCCCGGCCUGCCCAUCUCAGCCACAGGUCGUCUUGCUGGAGCUAUUUGUACCUAGAUUUAUCCUUGGUUAUAAAUUGCUUAUUUAUGUUUAUCUCUUGACUUAUAAGCACUUUAUGUAGUUUAAUUAACCCUACAGGUUAAGGUGACUAAAAGGCUAGUGUCCCAUAUUCAGUUGUGUGAGUUUGUGUUUAUACAGACAGGUAUUUUAGUUCCAGGGCCAUGAAGGCUUGCAGAGCCCAAGUGGGUGAGAAAAGGGGUUUUUAUUUAGAGAUGAGGCACGUGAUCUGAGUACUCACUAGCAGAAUAGUUGAGACAUCCUCUGAAGCGAAGAGGGAGGGGCAGUUUGGAGAUGGCUCUCAGCAAAUUCUGUUUGUCUUACACUUCUCUCAGGGAAUAACACCAUACAGUCUUCAAGCAUCCAUGUACAUUCUACCUGGGGUGGUGAAUACCUUCAUUCUGGUAGAACCAGCAUUUUUAACAUCUGUUCCCGAAAGGGUUAGGACCAACUGCAAGUUAAUGUGGGUUGUAAAAAAAAAAAUGUGUUUCCCUAACUUCUGUUUCUUCUCCUAAGGAAAAAAAAUAAAACCUUUUUUUUUUUCUCCAAA
Molecule: messenger RNA, 3598 nt
Organism: Mesocricetus auratus (golden hamster)
Lineage: Eukaryota; Metazoa; Chordata; Mammalia; Rodentia; Cricetidae
Gene: Mcl1
Product: MCL1 apoptosis regulator, BCL2 family member
Exons: 2
Coding region: 69-1262 (397 amino acids)
Biological process (GO): positive regulation of apoptotic process; release of cytochrome c from mitochondria; mitochondrial fusion
Cellular component (GO): mitochondrial outer membrane
Molecular function (GO): protein heterodimerization activity; channel activity; protein homodimerization activity
Source: RefSeq, a predicted model, not a curated record